Drosophila rhopaloa is the source of this 4405-nucleotide messenger RNA. RefSeq names its product chondroitin sulfate glucuronyltransferase (gene Chpf). Lineage: Eukaryota; Metazoa; Arthropoda; Insecta; Diptera; Drosophilidae. The transcript is spliced from 6 exons. Gene Ontology annotation, cellular component: Golgi cisterna membrane. The coding region runs from base 558 to 3026 and encodes 822 amino acids. The record is from RefSeq and is a predicted model, not a curated record. Gene Ontology annotation, molecular function: glucuronosyl-N-acetylgalactosaminyl-proteoglycan 4-beta-N-acetylgalactosaminyltransferase activity.
CUGACCAUCUUGUUUACUUUGCGCGCAGCGGAAAACCGGGCCGAAUAUUCAGGCGCUUGAAUUUUUUAUUCUUUUUUUUCGCCCCGCCUCUUAACGAAUUUUUUGCCGCAAAGUGGUGUAAAUCGAAAGAGGCGAUCGCGCGCGUUUUUUUGUAUGUGAAAAUGUAUUGAAAAUGAAAGAAGCGAAAGAGGCGCAAAGAGAGCGAAAGAAAGAAGUGCGUGCCGAAAAAAGAGAGCGGCGAGAAGUGCCAAAAAUAAAAUAAAAUAAGAAACAGGCAAAGUUAAGUGCGGAAGGGCGAAAGGAGAACGAAGAACGAAGAAAGCGGCAAAGAGAGAGCGAAAGCACGGCAACAAGUGGCGAAAAUGUGCGACUAAAUUGGUAAAAACUCCUGUUUGCUCGCUCUCUCUCUCUCUCACACACACAACUCCCUCCCUCACUUGCACGCGCACAUCCCCAUCAUUUGCCAUCUCCCUCGCUCGCCAGAUCGCUAGUGGCAACAAAAACAGGAAUAGGAACAGUCGGUCAAGUUCAAGUGGGAACGGAAACGGAAAGGAAACAUGCGGAGAAUAUUUGCAUCCUGGAAUCGGCAUCACUACUUCAUCACCGGCGUGUUCCUGGGCUUCCUGCUCAGCCGCUACAUUCCGCAGGUCAUUUGGGAGCUGGUGCAGCAGGAGGAGUGCCCCCAAGAGGUUGCCGAGAACCUGCUCAUCGCGCGAUUCGGCCAGGAGUUCGAGCCACAUCUGAACCUCAUCAACAAGCCGCUAGCGGCUAAAAAGCCGGUGAAAAAUGUGAUUCGACCGCGCUACUACUCCUCGGAAUUGGGCAUCCGCGAGAAGCUCUUCAUCGGGGUGAUGACCUCGCAGGAGCACAUCAACACCUUUGCGACGGCCUUCAACCGCACCACGGCCCACCUGGUGAACAAGAUCAAGUUCUUCAUCUAUGCGGACAGUGUGAAGACCAACUACAAGCUGAAGAACAUUGUGGGAUUCACGGACACGCGGGAGAGUCGGCGACCCUUCCACGUGGUCAAGUACAUUGCGGACAACUAUCUGGAUGAGUACGACUACUUCCUGCUGGUCCCGGACACCGUCUACGUGGAUGCCCGGAAGCUGGUGAAGCUGCUCUACCACAUGAGCAUCACGUUCGAUCUGUACAUGGGUGGGGCCCGCAUCGGUCUGGAUCCCGGAGGCAGUGCCUCCGUUGAUGGCCAGUCAAAUGAGCCGGCCGGGAACGAGGAGGAAAUACCCGGGAGCAGUGAUCGCAACUACUGCUCCCUGGAGGCGGGCAUCCUGCUCAGCAGCAGCGUCAUCCGCAAGAUGCGCAACAAUCUGGAGCGCUGCGUACGGAUCGGGAGCACCAAUGACCACAGCGUCAACAUCGGGCGGUGCGUCAAGUAUGCCAGUCGGGUGGCCGGAUGCCAGGAGAGCUUCCAGGGCAUGAGGCAGUAUAGCUACUCCUUGGAGGCGCCGGGCCGCCGACAUCGCGACUUCAGCGAGUUGGCCAAGGAGGAGGCCUUCCGCAAUGCCAGCACCGUGUAUCCCGUCCAGACGCCGGAGGACUUCUACCGCCUGCAUGCCUACUACUCCAAGCAUCACCUGGAGAAAGUGCAGGAGCGUGGCUAUGCGCUGGAGCAGAAGUCGUACCGCAUUGCAAAUGGGAGUAUCUCGAACAAGAUCCUGGAGAUCCGCUGGCCACUGGGCGUGCCGCCACCUAGUGCGCCGGAAACGCGCCACGACAUCCUAACGUGGCAACUGCUGAACGGGACGCACAGCUUUCUGCCGAACGGCAACGCGGAGCACGCCUUGGCGCCGCUCUCGCGGAUCGAGGCCCUGGACUUCGCCAAGGUCCUGGAGAUAGCGCUGCAGUAUGCGGCCCUCAAGCAUCCGCGCCUGAGCUACCACAGCCUGCACAGUGCCUACCGGAAGUUCGAUGCCACCAGGGGCAUGGACUACCAGCUGCACCUCAGUUUGCAGGAAGGAUCGGGUCGGAGUCGCCGGCUUCUGGUCAAGAGCUUUGAGGUGGUGAAGCCAUUGGGUCGCGUCGAGGUGGUUCCCUCGCCAUACGUCACAGAGAGCACGAGGAUUGCGAUGUUGGUGCCGGCCUUCGAGCACCAGGUGCCCGAUGCCCUUCAGUUUGUGGACCAGUACGAGAGGAUUUGCAUGCAGAAUCAGGACAACACCUUCUUGCUCCUGAUCUUCAUGUACCGCCUGGACUCGCCCAGCAAGGGCGACGAGGAUCCCUUCAAGGGCUUGAAGACGCUGGCCCUGGACCUGUCCUCCAAAUACAAGACGGAUGGCUCGCGGAUCGCCUGGGUGUCCAUCCGGCUGCCGGAGCAGCUAAGUGAUGCGGUGGAUCCGCAGGACUGGCUGCUGCACGCCUCCAUGUACGGCCCGCGGCAACUGCUCAGCCUGGUGGUGGCGGACCUGGCGCUACCCAAGCUGGGUCUCGAAUCGCUCGUGCUCCUGGCCACCCCGGGCAUGGUCUUCAAGGGCGACUUCCUCAACCGCGUGCGCAUGAACACGAUCCAGGGGUUCCAGGUGUACGCCCCGAUUGGCUUCCAGAUGUACCCAUGCCGGUGGGCGCAGUUCUGCCGGGAGUGCGACACCUGCGACGUCAGCCAGAGUGGGGGCUACUUCGAUCGCCGCAACCACGACGUGAUCGCUUUUUACAGUCGGGAUUAUGUCCAGGCCCGCAAGCUGUUGCAUCCGCAGGGCUUGCCGAUCAUCCGCAGCGACCUGGACAUCGAUCAGUUGCUGCUGCAGCCCGGUGAGGAGACGCGACCACCGGGCGUGGAGAGCAUCCUGGACAUGUUCGUGGCGGCGCAGCACUCGGUGCACAUCCUGCGCGGCGUAGAGCCGAACCUGCGCUUCGGCCAGGAUGUGCGGAACCACCUGGCUCGCGGCGGAUCGCUGCCGGAGAGCCAGCCGGAGCGAUGUGGUCGGGAGCAGUGCAUCCACCUGGCGUCCCGCAAGCAGAUCGGUGACGCCAUCAUACGCUACGAGGACAAAAGUAUUCUGCACAAAUAGCAGGGAUCCGAAGGCCUCUUUCGCCAGCUCCAACUCUAGCUCCAGCUCCUGCUCCUGCCUGUAAUAUCAUCAGUUCCUUUUUAAUCUAUUUCCAUGUGUAUAUGAUCGCGUGAAUGCAAAAUGUGUGUGUGUGUGCAUGCCGAAUAGAUCCUAUACAGGACUUAUGCAAACUUUUAUACUCGCACCCAAGGCUUAAACCCCAUUUGGAUACAUUUGGAUUGGGAUGGUGGGACACGUGUGUAAGACCUGUUGCGGACCUAUCUCAAUCCCAACUUAGUGUUUAGGCCUAGGCAAUUUCCGUUGUUGCUUGCUUUAAAGUGAAACUUUCAAUGCUCAAAAAUGGUAGACAGCAAUUAGUUGUAGUUUAACUAAACGUAGUUUUAGCUGCCAAACGUGUAGGACAGUUUUAGGAUAGUUGUUCGAGCCAUUUAAACAGACAUUCGAUUUUCGCAUGUAAAUACUUAGCAUACGCCACAUAUCUCUAUUAACAAUUCCUAUCUUUCAUAUUGCUACCAAGUACGUUAGUCAGGCGCACCAUUGACUCCUAUUUAAAUGACUAGUUAAGCUAAGUGUUAUACUACUACGAUCUAAGUGAAACGAACGAUGUGGCUGUACGAAAAACAAACAAAUGCCGCCUUGCCUCAAAGUGUUACAAUCCCCAUGAAUGGGCUCUCUCAAUAACGGUGUGCCAAAAAAGGAAAUAUUAUAGAAAAGCUGGUCUAAAUUCCCUACUUCGUUCCUCUUUUAAAAAUGAAUGUUAAAAUGUAAAAAUUUAUAUAGAUAUCGGCUAAGAGAGAAUAUGAACAUAAAAUUCCGUUGAAAAUUUACCGUCAACAAAUCGAAAAAGAAAAUAUAUAUUUUUGUUUUAUUUAUUUAUUUUUUUUUUUGAUAAGAUAAUGUCACGUUUUUUGUAUGGCAAUAUUUUAUAACAUUAGAGGACCUUGUAAAUAAAUCAAUACACUUUAAAGAAAAAAUCAGGUGAAAUUCUAUUUUUAAACUAGAAUUGUUAAGUGCUUGCCAGUGUAUCUUAGCCGAUAUCUACUGUAACGACGAGACUAGUUACAUUAUGUAAUUAUUUUGCCCAUUUGCCAGCACAUAAGUCUUAGCAUCGAAUAAGAAGUCUGCCAGUCAAAUUCUUAUCAUUACGAUUACAAAAGGGGAAAUCCGAUUAAUUUAUUGCAAAAUUUUGUGUAUGUAAACGCGCCAGGAGUAGUCCUCCUCCCCCUUGUCCCAAAAAAUCAAUUUUUUUUACCUUUAGUCAUAGUGUAAAUUUACUAUAUAUGUUUACUGUUUAUGUUUAGGAAUUGUUGUUAUUGCAGAAUAAUACAAAUUAUGUAUGUGCAUAUGUACAAUAAAUUUGGAUGUUUUCUUUAACUGAA